This is a messenger RNA of Arachis ipaensis, 777 nucleotides long. RefSeq lists its product as uncharacterized. The record is from RefSeq and is a predicted model, not a curated record. Gene Ontology annotation, molecular function: protein dimerization activity. Lineage: Eukaryota; Viridiplantae; Streptophyta; Magnoliopsida; Fabales; Fabaceae.
AUGGGAGUUACUAAUGAGUUAUCUCAGGCGUUACAAAGGAAUGAUCAAGAUAUUGUAAAUGCUAUGGCAUUAGUCAAAGUGUCUAAGCAACGAUUGCAAAAUAUAAGAGAUGAUGGUUGGUCUCUUUUACUUGAUGAAGUCUCACUGUUUUGUGACAAACAUGAUAUUAUUGUUCCAAUCAUGGAUGAUAUAUUUGUGUCACAAGGAAGAUCAAGGCGCAAAGCUCAAAAGAUAUCAAAUUUGCAUCAUUUUCAAGUUGAGAUAUUCUAUCAAGUAGUUGAUAGACAACUUCAAGAACUCAAUAAUCGUUUUACAGAGGUGAAUACUGAAUUACUUCUUUGCAUAGCUUGUUUGAAUCCAAGACACUCAUUUUUUGCAUUUGAUAAGGAGAAGUUGAUCCAGUUAGCUCAAUUUUAUCCAUUAGAAUUUUCUUCCACUCAACUUUUGGCACUUGACAGUCAACUUGAUAACUUCAUACUAGAUGUGCAUUCUGAUGAUCAUUUCUCAUACUUAAAUGGAAUUGGUGCUCUUUUUCAGAAGUUGGUUGAGACUCGAAAGAAUAUUGUUUAUCCAUUAGUGUUUCUUCUUUUAAAGUUGGCUUUAGUUUUGCCUGUAGCAACUGCAUCAGUUGAAAGAACUUUUUCUGCUAUGAACAUCAUAAAGAGUCGACUUUGUAACCGUAUGGGAGAUGAAUUUUUAAAUGAUUAUUUAGUGACAUACAAAGAAAGAGAGACAUUUGAUUGUAUUGACAAUGAAAAGAUUAUUCAAUCUUUUUAA